GCAGCAGCAGCUUCAUCCCGCUGACCGACACCGACCUCCUGCUCGUAUCCAGGCACGGACGCCGGAGCCCGGCCUCGUUCCUCUGAAUCCCCGCGGCUCCGUCUCGAGCGGAGCGAACGAAGAUAAUACCGCGGAGGAGGAAGAGGAUGAAGAGGAUGAAGAUGAGGACUGUGAGCAGCUAAGAGCCGCGGAGCAUCGCGCUCCGAUGCAGCAGGAGAGUCGCCAUUGUUUGGAUGCGCAGCAGACUGAGACCGAGAGCCCGGAUUAGAGCCUUCGUUCGCCGCGUCGGACACCAUGCUUCCCCCGCUGCUCCUCGCCCUCUGGAUGCUCGGCCUCACCCGGAGCUCCUGGGCCUUUCAGGCCUCUCUGGACCAGGAGGGUCUGAUCGUGGCUCGGCUCGAGCACUCCGACCUGCGGGCCAACGUGUCGGCGUACGGCGUUCAGCUGUCCGGGGAGCCGCGGCUGAUCCUGGGUCAGUUCGUGAACGUCAGCGAGCCGCUGAGGUUCAACACCUCCCUCCACGGGUUGUGCUACGUGGUGGGACUGCUGGUCCGCCUGGGACAGAGCUGGUCCCGACCCAUCAGGACGGUGCCGGUGCUCACCAAGCCACUUCCUGUCCACACGGUCGACAUCUCAGACCUCAAGGAGUCUCCAGAGACCGGCGUGGUGUUCCACAUCGAGUCUCCAGCAGGAAACGUCUUCAGCAGAGUAAACAUCGGCUACACGGAGGGCGCGGAGCGGCGCUCCAUGCUCUACAAAGAUUUCUACAAAGGAAAGACGGUGUUCAAGCACUGGUUACCGGGCGUGUGUUACCGUAACAUCACCUUCCAGCUGGUCUCGGAGGUCACGGUGUACCAGACGGCCCUGGUGACACACAGUGACAUCACACACUCACCUGUGCACCACCGGACAGUGCCCUACCCCCCCCUCAACAUUUCCCAUAAGAUUGUCCACCUAACGCAGAGGACAGGUGAAGCCGCUGACGCGGCCCCUCCUGAGGGGGAAAGUUGGGGGAAAAGAGCCUUCCGUCAGGGCCGGGACGUCCCGCUGAUGGAGGAGCAGCAGGAGCAGCAGGAGGAGCAGGAGGAGCUGCGGCCGGCUACGCGUCUUCCCUUCAGCCCAACGCUAAACCAGACGACGGGCACGCCGAGCUCCUGGCCGGACCCGACAGCCCCCCUCGACGGGGAGGAGGAGUUUGUGAACGCGGUGGUGCCGGAGUACGAGGACUCCAAUGAGUCCGGCUCGGCGAUGGGCCUCCUCCCCGAAGCCUCCGUCCGGCCCACAGCGCUUCCCCCUGUCCUGCUCGAGCUGCGCUGGCUGCCGCCCAGAGCCCCCACCAGCUAUGAUGGGUUCAACGUGUACAUCUACAGAGAAGGUAACUCCACAGAAACAGCCACAGUGGAUGAAAACACGCAUGACUUUUUCACCGAGCUCACAGAGCAGGGAACAUACCGUGUCCUGGUAACCACGUUUAGCUCCACCGGGGACUGUGAGGCCCGGGAAAGCACCGCCGACAGCGGCUUCACCUUCUAUCUCGGUCCUGCAGGCGAACUAAUGGAGGAGCUCCGUCAGCGCCCUCAGGCCGUCUCCGUCAGGCUGCUGGACUCCAGCACCGCGGUGGUCUCUUGGGCUCCGUCCUCGGAGGAGCACAACGGCAGCGUGGUGUCGGUGGUCUCGACCACCUGCCUCCGCCCGAGCCCCACCCAGAGGAUGGAGAGCACGUACUGCAGCGAGGAGAACUCCACCAGUGACAUCAUCAGUCACCUGACCCCUGGGGCGCAGUACCGGGUGGUGGUCUAUCACAGCAACGGCCCCCUGACGAGCCCCCCCUCCGAACCCGUCAUCAUCGACAUUGAGCCCACCGGGGUGCUGCAGCUGGUCGUGUACCCUCUGGGCCCCUCGGCCGUGGUGCUCAGCUGGCAGCGUCCGUACCAUGUGACCUUCAGGAAGUACGUCCUGCAGACCUUCUUCUUCAACCCCGUCACCCUGACGUCCGAGUGGAGCACCUACUACGAGAUCGCCGCCACGGCCUCCGUCAUCGCCUCCGUGAGGGUCACGGAUCUGCUGCCGGCGUGGUACUACAACUUCCGCGUUGCCAUGGUGACGUGGGGCGACCCGCCGCUCAGCUGCUGCGACAGCUCGACGGUCAGCUUCGUUACAGCACCAGAGGCCCCUCACAUCUCCUCUGUGGAUUACUCUCACGGCCUCCUGUUGGUGCGCUGGACCUACGGAGAGCUCUUCAUCGACCUCUCGCACUCCAGGAUGCUGCACUGGACGGUGGUCGCUAUCGGCAAGAAGGGGGCCGAGAGGAGCUACUCCAUGGACGUGACUCGUAACGUGAUGCAUGCCAGCCUCCCGCUGCCGCCAGGUGACAUCUAUAACCUGACGGUGACGGCCUGCACGGAGCGCAGCAGCAACACCUCCACCCCCUCCAUCAUCAAGCUGGAGCCGGCUGCCCCGCGGGCGGUGCUGGCUGUGAACACCACCCACUCUGCGGUGACGCUGCUGUGGAGCGAGGAGGGGGUGGUGGACUACUUCCAGGUGCUCUGUAGAGCCACAGGGCCGGGGCGGAGGGCGAAGACCCCCGAGCCUCAGACCUCCACCUCCCACGUCAUCACCGUCUCUGGCCUGACGCCCUCCUCCACCUACAACUGCACCAUCACCAGCUUCAGCUACAGUACCGCGAGCAAGCCGGCCCACGUCACCAUCAGCACGGCCGCUAAGGAGAUGAACCCGAGCGUAGCCGCCAUCUCGGCUCUGGCUGUCCUCAGCGUCCUCGUCCUCAGCCUCCUGCUUCUGUUCCUGCUGGUCCUCCGGAGGAAGCACCUCCAGAUGACCAGAGAUUGCGGCGCGGAGACUUUCGUGAAUUUUGCCUCGUUUGAAAGAGACGGGAAGCUUCCGUAUAACUGGCGAAGAAGCCUCUUUGCCUUCCUUACCCUACUGCCAUCCUGCCUUUGGACUGACUAUCUUUUGGCUUUUUAUAUUAAUCCCUGGAGCAAGACAGCUUUAAAGAAACGGAAGCUAACAAGUCCUGUGCAGCUGGACGACUUCGAUGCGUAUUUCAGAGAGAUGAGCAAAGACUCCGCCUACAAGUUCUCUCUGCAGUUUGAGGAGCUGAAGAGCGUCGGUCUGGAUCUUUCCCAUGAUGCAGCAGACCUGCCCGUCAACAGGCCCAAGAACAGAUACACCAACAUCCUGCCAUACGACUUCAGCCGCGUGAAGUUGAUGUCGAUGCACAACGAUGAAGGUUCAGACUACAUCAACGCCAACUACGUUCCUGGAUACAAAAACGCAAACGAGUAUAUUGCCACUCAGGGUCCGCUGCCAGAGACUCGCAAUGAAUUCUGGAAGAUGGUUCUUCAGGAGAAAUGUCCCCUGGUGGUCAUGUUGACUCAGUGCACCGAGCGGCGCAGGGUGAAGUGUGAUCACUACUGGCCCUUCACGGAUGAACCCGUGAUGUACGGAGAGAUCAGCGUGGAGAUGCUCUCUGAGUCAGAGUCUCCGGAGUGGACCAUCAGGAAGUUCAGACUGGGAUAUGCCGACCAGUCCCAGGACGUCCUACACCUGAACUACACCUCGUGGCCCGACCACGGCGUCCCCACGGUCAACGCCAUCGAGAGCAUCCUGCAGUUUGUCCACAUCGUCCGUCAGCAGGCCAGCCGGACCAGAGACCCCGUGGUGGUCCACUGCAGCGCUGGAGUGGGCCGGACCGGGACCUUCAUUGCUCUGGACCGCCUCAUGCAGCACAUCAGGGAACACGAGUUCGCUGACAUUCUGGGGAUGGUGUCGGAGAUGAGAUCCCAUCGCCUGUCCAUGGUCCAAACCGAGGAGCAGUACGUGUUCAUCCAUCAGUGUGUUCUGCUAAUGUGGCAAAAGAAGAAGCAGCAGUCCGUCUCCUCCGACAUGGUCUACGAGAACGCCAGCAAGACAUAAUGGUGGAGGCUCCUCCAGACGAGAGCUUACCCGAGGCUGCGACGUCACCUCCGGAGCUCCGGGCCUCCACCCUCUGCAGCAGCAGAUACGCUUCAUCAUCACAAUCACAGAGAUGGAGCAGAACAUCAACUAAAGUAAUGAAAAGGAUCCAGUUUAGUUCAGAAUCUGUUUGGAGCGCCGUGAUGGAGCCAACCGACAUGUUCGUGAUUGGACGUCUACACCGGGUCCGUCCUCGCGGACGCCUUGCAGGCGGCGCAGCCACCGACUUCUUUCUGUUCUUAGAUUUUUUUUUAAAUCUCAGGAGUAGUUGAUAGGAACCCAGCGAGCACACUCUUCUCGAACCUCUUCAUUGGAUACUUUUAUUUCAUCUGAUAGUCGAUGACCUUCUCGCGACUCUAAUCUGCUGUAAUCUGCUCCGACACGCUAACAAACUGCCACGACCACACGAGCGUCCCACGAGGAGGGAAAACUACAAACACACUAAGCACUAAGUUGAACCAUCGAUUUCGCUUUUUUCAUUCAACAUUAACAACAUUAACGAAGGCUUCGACGUUUGUAAACUAAAAUGUAGAAUUUGUCAUUUGAAGACAAUUUUCCAGUCAAUCAAUGAAGUAUUUUGGUACAGAUUUCACAAAAUGCUUCUCGACUUUUUAUUCCGUCCGUCAAAUCCAACCCGCUGAAUGUUUGCUGGGUCGUCAUGACAACAAGAGAGAGAGUCGAGGAAACAAACGCUUUUCGUGUGGAGACGCUGGUUCCUCAGAGGGAGAGAAAACAACAACAAACAAACACACAGUGGAUCACAUCUGGAUCACAUCUGGAUCACAGCUGAAGACGUGAUUCAUUUGGACAAACGGCCAAAACCCCAGAGAAAUUAAAAAUCUAAAUGUUCUGCUUCUCUUCUGCCAAAACCUUUCUUCUAUCGAAUUAUUGAAAUAUAAAAAGGUGUAAAUGUGAACUUUAAAUCAUAAAGAUAAAAUUGGUUUCCGGAUUCUUAAGGUUUGAUUCCUACUGUUCCCGGCUCAAAAGUUUAAAAAUCACCAAAAUACUAAACUUUAGUGAGAAAUUAUUUUGCUUUUUCAGCCCCUGUAAAUUUGAGAUUUUAAAUUUAGAAAUUUGUGGAAUUGCUCCGAAAAAUAGAGACAAUUGUGUCAACUCACUUUACAAAUUACAAAUAACAUUUAUAACGUACAUAUAACAAUGCUUGAAUAAAAAGUGUUCCCAUCAUAAUUUAACGUUAAGGUGACUUUUUGUACUGAACCAUAAUUGGGGUACGCAUCAUUGCGAUACUCAAAUAUGCGUUAAUACCCCAAAUGUUAUUUUAUCCUUAGAAUUGGAUACCGCCAAAUUUAGUCCAAUUUAGUUUUGAUGAGUCCUCCCUCGAGAGCUUCCGAAACCUUAACACCAACAAAUUAGUUUAAUGCUCCAAAUACCAAAAAAUUGGGUUGUGCAACUAAAUUUGUAAUUUAAAAAAAUGUGUUAAUGAUGUAAAAAGCAGAUUUUGUCGUGUAUUAUUAUUUUUUCUUUAAUUACCGCCAAUAUUUGGUGUAUUUUCAUUUGAGUUGAUUUGAAAAUUCCACCAAAAUGCUGCAGCAAUGUUUCUGGAUAAAGAAGGCUCUCUAGUGAUUUCAUAAAUCAGUGAAUGUUAAUGGUAUAAAAUGAACAAAGAAUCACAUAUUCGGGCAGAAUAUUUGUCUUAAAAGCAGGAAUAUUGUACCAAUAGUAGUUGUCAAGUUGUUUUCUUUCGAGAUCCAUUUAUUUACACUUCUUCAGUCAUUUCUCAUAUUUCUACUCCACAUUUCUCACUUCCUUGAUGACUGUAGAGAAUGUUUAGCCAACAGGAAGUUCAGGUGUCGCCAAAAUAAGAGCAGAGAUUUCAAGUGUUGCCAAACUAGGAGAGUUCCAUGUUAUAAGGUCAACUUUCUAAAAGUCCCUACAGUUUAAGUUUAUGUUCAAUAUGUUUAAGUAGAUAUUUAGUUCCUUAUUAAAACACUGCUGUGUAUAUACUCUGCAAAGUAAGUAAGAUGACUUUACUGAAUCUAAAUACACAUCAUCGCAAUAGUUUAAUUCAAAAUGACUACACGUUAAUUAAAAGAUUAGUUUCUAAUCUUUUCAACAGUAGGCUAUAAGAGUUAGCUAAAUUGAAUUAGAAAUAAAAUGAGAUUUCAAAGAAUAAAUUCUAUUCAACUAUUAGAAACAGUUUGACUACAAAUUUUAACUAGUAAGUAAGUAAAGAUGAUUUUAAAGAAAGAUUUGUGCGAAAAGCUGCCUUUUCUUCUGAAGUCUUUUAUCUUUGUGCUUAUCUCUAAAUAAAACACCACAAUUACUUUAUGAACCUAAAUCUUUUUUUCUAAAUAUAUCGACACCUUAAACUCUAAAAUCUAAUUUUAAAAAACAAUGUGUCCAAUUUGUAAAAUAAAUCAAAUGGAAGAAAUCACUGAAUGUGUGAAAAGGGAGGCGAGGCCUUUUGCCUCCCCCCUCCCCUCCCCGGUAUCAGACGUACUGUACAUACUUGUACACUUGUACCCACUUGUGUUUGUCGUCACUACAAAGAGCUUCUCGUGGAUUUGUUGCUUUUGAGGUUCUUGUUGUUGCUUUUUUAAGUUGUCGUGAUUGUGAAUCAUCGUCCAGGCGACUCGUUCUCGUGCAUUUGUGUCACAACGUUUGAAGGUCGACUGUUGUCAUGGAGAUUUAAUGUUUUCGUGUCGCAAUGAAAUAAAAAAAAGUUCCAGUUA
Messenger RNA from Gasterosteus aculeatus aculeatus (three-spined stickleback), 6665 nucleotides. It is a transcript of the gene ptpro, whose product is annotated as protein tyrosine phosphatase receptor type O. Lineage: Eukaryota; Metazoa; Chordata; Actinopteri; Perciformes; Gasterosteidae. Gene Ontology annotation, molecular function: Wnt-protein binding; protein tyrosine phosphatase activity; cadherin binding. Gene Ontology annotation, cellular component: glutamatergic synapse; GABA-ergic synapse; plasma membrane. The record is from RefSeq and is a predicted model, not a curated record. Gene Ontology annotation, biological process: axon guidance; peptidyl-tyrosine dephosphorylation involved in inactivation of protein kinase activity; regulation of glomerular filtration.